AUGCUCGAGCAGGCGCACAUCACACAAACACAGGCUGGCCCUUCGAGACUGACACGAGAGGUAGUGCCCACCUCGGAUGACGAAGAUGUCUUCUUCGUCUCCCAGUCGUCCGACAAGAUCGGAUCUAGCCUGGACUCAGCGAGGAGCCUGAGGCAAAACUCUCGUAGCAUCCCAAAUGGUGGCGACGACGAUGACGAGGACCACGAGCUUACCCUACCUGUCCGUCACGCUUCAGCCCUUCGAUCGCAAAGCUACUCAUCCGAUCCAUCUACAGAAGUCUCUGCGCCGUUAACUGCAUUGACCACGGAUCCAACCGCAAACACCCCGAGAGAUAGAAGAGCCCCAGCAACAUCCGCUCCUUCUGUAUCGACAGCACCUCUACGGUCACGAUCAGAAUCGCCGCCUUUGCGCUCCAUCUCGGUUGAAACGGGCUGUAUAUUAAGUCAGCCAACAGGUGACGGCCGUGAUCGACCUGUAGAGCGAAACUCAACCGCAAAACAAGACGUCAGUGCACCUGAUGAAGCAGUGGACAUCACGAUUCGCCGUCAAGGUAGGUCGCGGAGAGAAUCCCAACAAAGCGAUACUACGCUAUCUCUUGCUGAGAGCCUAGUCGUAUCCCGUCAAAGUACUCCACUUUCCAAUCCGACGCUGCACUCCAAUUCUGGACUGUUUCCCGGAGAUGCUCCGCGCACCGAUGCUCCAACAACCCUGCCGAUACCCAUCAAUCUCGAAGACGAUUAUGUCUCGGGUCAUGAAGCACAAAGUUACAAGACAGGAGAAGAGCGAGACGAUCAAGCUUCUCAUCGGCUACCUACCCUUUCACCAACUCCUGAAAUUCCGUCUCUCUGCAAUUCUGGUCGUGAUGCUGCGCCACAACCGCCUCCGCCAAUACCUCACCAAGCACUUGGCACUGCAUCACAUUUCAAUGAUAAUCCCAUUAUCGAGGACGAACGCAUAGCCAGAGCUGCUGCUGCCCAACCUCCCACGCCACCUCGACGGCAACUCCGAGCUCGCAAUGCGGCCCAGCUCAAUCCUUAUACGCUAGAAGCUAUACGCUACCAACGAGCUUUGAUUCGCAACGACUGGCAAGACGCCGUUGUGAGCCAGAGGGAAUGGCAUCGCCAAGAGCGCAAAAGACUUACCGAAGAGGCUGCUCGCGCCCAACGCGAGGUCCAAGGAGCUCACGGCUUAGAGGAGUCACAGAGUCAGUGGCUAAUUCCCAGUUCCGAACCUAAUUCUCCAGCUGACCACGAGCAGCUUUCCGCGCUAUCUUCGCCGCCUGUCUCAGUAUUGCCACGAGUGGCGGCAGAGGUCUCGGCACUCGAGAUUGACUCCAUCAGCCCGCGUGGAAAUGCUCGUCAGUCAUCUCCUUCGCCAUCGCAAAGCGACCGACUGCCCGAGCUGGCAGAGAUGUUGGCGAAAAAAUCAAAGAGCGCCUCAAGACAAACAGAUCUCGAUCCCUCAAGGCAUACUACAUACAAAGGCUCCCGGACGAUGGCAGAAGAAUACGAGCACAGCCAGUCGAGGCAAGAAAAGGGUCCUGAUUUUCAUAGAGCUGACGAGGACGAUGUAAUACCAUUGCCGGCACCCGCUCGCCGGAAAGCGCCCCUGCGCGCCUUGUCACCAUCGGACAGCGAAGCGGCAAUGGGUGCAGGAGAGCGGGGCCCAACGAAUUGCGACGCUUCCAUCGUUGAUUCCUCAGAAGACGAACGCCCCCAACCUGUCCCGGUCAUUACAAAACCAAAGCGAAGAAGUCGAUGGUCUGGCGAUGGUUCGAGCAGUGACAGUACCGACUAUGAACGUCGCUUCCGCCAAUUGAAAAAGAUGAUGCCUGCAGGCAUGGCGCGCAAGCACAUUCGUGAUCUCAGGGCAAUGAGGCACGGCAAAGCCUAUCAUUCGGACGGGCACGUCUCCUCUUCGUCGUCUGGAAAUGCAGCCGACAAUGGAUCAGCUCGUCGCCACACCGAGCGAGCCCAAGCUGAAUCUGCUGAGACAAUCGAAAUAUCUGACGACCAAGAUUUGCAGCCAGGACAAACGAGAAAAAGGCUUCGUCGCCAUGACAGUCUCGAUGGCAGCAAUGCCUUGCUUAUUGAACCAGACUCUGAUUUGUCUUCCUCUUCAGCGUCUUCAGUAUCCUCACUGUCGCCUGGUCCAACGACUGCGCAGCUGCCCAUUGACGAGAAUAUUUCGAACGGAAACAAAGAGGCGGAAGAGGUGGAUGACUCACCUGCUCCGUGGUGGUCCGCAAACCCUUUAGACUCGUACGUUCCUUAUCGUGAACGAGACGCUAUUGAUCGAAUGCUUAGCCGCACUGGCGGUCGGAAACCAAGCAGUAAAUCAACAGUCCACCGUCGAAAGAGCGUUUCGCAGCAUCGACAGGCUCGGUUGGAUGGCUUUGUUUCCGCUCAUCGACUUCGAGAGCGUGCGACGGGCUCAUCUCGAUCGCAUCUGCGCGAAAUUGAUCAGAACGAACGUCUUGAUCAAGGUAUCACAAUCGAUGUCAGCAACAAAGACGCCCAGCAGCUGCCAAAAAGAAAGAAGAAGCGCAGAAAAACGGACCCAAGAGUCGGCCGGGCGACCAAUUACAGCACUGCAAGAGGUCCCACAGUGCUACGCAAUCCGCCUUUGGUACGACCGCGCGUGCGGCCGCGACUCGAUCUGGAUCAGCACGACGUUCUCUUCGCUGCCAAUCCGACCAGAGCUCGAUUUGCACCACAAGGAAUCAAAAUAGACCAUGUAUCAGGCGACGAGGAUGCAUCUGACGACGAUGGUGAAUGGCAAGUGCUCAGCUGCGUUGUAAAGGACUCGACUCUGGUUCCUCUCCCCGAUGCUCGUCUUGCUGUGCCGCGGACCCGCGCAACUGUAGGCGCACGUCAAGUCUCGUCCUUGUCAACGACGAACGAAGCCGUAUCCUCGCCCAUUCGAGGCCUUCGUACGUCUCCAUCAGCCUCUUCGAACUCUGCCGGCCUGGCUAGGCUCCAUGCAGUGAACGACCGGAGCCCGGGUACGCCAACGCGUCCUCGGCUGGGCAAAUCCUUACAAACGGUCCAAGUCCGCGCCAGCACCAGUCACAAUCCUAACCUGGCCAAAGCCGCCGUAUCCGAUGUCGGGGCAAACGACGUUUGGGAUGACUUUGAAGGCAUCAGCUUGGAUUUUGGUAUGCAUCCUUUCACCGAUGGGCAGAAGCUCAAUGCGGAGGGCUCAUCGCUACUUGCUCGUCUUCCAGAUCUGCUCGCGUUGUCAGACCGACUGCUUCAUCGGGAGCACAUUCCUCGAAUUUGGUUCGGAGACGUUCUGCGUCUUGAAGAAACGACGCUUGACAUCGACAUGGAUCACGAUACGCUGGCCAGCAGACUGCCCUUCUUUGUCGACAAUCUCCGACUUCGGGUCGGCCGAAGCCUGGGAGAAGGUCAGGAUGGAUCGGGUGCCGAUGCGAGGCGAUAUGCGAGGAAUCUCAUCGCAGACACUGGCGUAUUUCUAGGUUGCUGGAUGGUGCGACAGGCCCAAAGGGCCGAGAAUGGACGCACCGACUUUGCAUCCAUUUUUCGCAGCUACCGCACGAUUCUCGAAAGGCUGGAGCAGCUGCAAGCUUCUGCACUUUCUCUGCAUGACUCGACACACUCCUCUAAGGCUUGCCGCGAGGAUCGCAAACGGAUCUGUCUGCAACUGGCGUGGAUGCGCUUCGAGCUAUGUUGGCGAGCCAUGGCCAUCUGUGACUCGGACAUCAACAAUGCUCUCGAACCAGAUGCACCGACAGUGGAGAGCCUGCUGUCUUACGGCCGCACUCUCAUGGCCUUGUUGCUGCACCAUGGACUUCAUCGAUCAAUUCGAAAUGUACGAAAAGCAGCGAUGACCGGCUGCUCCACCACCGACAUUCAUACCUCCUCGCUGAACAUGGUUCUGGACGACGAUGUAGCUCAAUCGAUCGAUGACACUACGGCAAUGUGGCUCGGCGUCAUUCACGCUUUCAGCUCGCUCGAACACAGCCGUGGAAUCGUAGACGGUCGUCUUUUCUGGACUCAAUUCGAGGUAGCCUUCCAGCGUUGGGACGAGUCGAUGCCAAAAAGAGCGCCUCUGUUGCGCUCCGAGAGUCUGUGGUAUUGUCUGUUUGCACUUGGCAGCUUGUCACAAGUCUCAGCGAACGGGCAAACACAAGCUACGCCCUCACUUCGCGAAUGCUGGCCCUUGGUGGCAAGAGCGCUAUCUUACAUUGUCUUUCGGUCAGACGAAAGCAAGGAGAUGGCUAUGGGCUGGCACAUACUAGCUAAACGGGAUGCUUACGUUCGGAUCAUACUGCAACGAUGCUGUCUCCUGGUGUCGGAGUGGCGCUGGACCAUGCAAGGCGCAGAGGUCACACUCGCGCGUCUCUUUGAUAUCUUUAACAGUCACAAGCUCGCCGACUUGCCGACCGAGACGGAGCACGAUUUCGUGGCGUUCCUUCGUGAUUUUGAUGUCGAAAAACUGUCCAUCGCCGAUGUAGCUGAUCGCGAAGCCACGCAGGAUCCGAGCUUUCAUCUGUUCGUAAGACUGCUUGCGCGUGCAGGUCAAGAGCUGCGCGAACAUGCACUCGAUCCAAAGGAUGGCGACCGCCGCAUCUCUCGUCUCUUUUCGAGGAUGACUCCAGUACGAGUUAUGCCGUUCACGCGCUCCGAUGUACCGACAAGCUCGCAGAGAUCCGUGCUGUUCAACCACUACACUGUCGUCAUGCUCUUUUUGCACUUUGUGCCCACCUCUUCACCUCAACGUCUUCGACAAAUUCAGAGCUUCUUGCCAGCUUUCAAGGAUGCCGAUUUUGUUAGUCAAGUCACUUGUAUUCGAGCCAUGAUGUAUGUGGCGGUGAUCUUUCGGCAUCACCGCCUGGAUCUGUGUCCGGUGACCAAGUGGUUUGGCGAAACAAUCAGCGCUCUGCGUCGCGAGUACGAGGAGAUCGAGUCGACCAUCAACCAGUACGAACGCCAUCAAUUGCAGCAGCAGUCCCUACGACAGCGAGGCGCUCAAGCGUCGUCUCGAGCUGAUGCCAUCCGUAUGGCAGCAAUCUUUGAACAUGCACCAGCUCGGCAGGCUGCUCUAAGAAGGAAGGAAGAGGUUACCAGGCUUCUUGUUGUGGCGUUGCGAUCUGUUCAACACGUCAUCCGUCGCGAAGAUUUGUGUGGGGACAAUCAUGGAGUACAGACGUCUGAUCAGCGGCUGCCGGACCAGCUGCUUCUAUCUCCGGCUUGGACGCAGCAGAUGCUCGAAGCGCAGAUCUCACUGGAACCGCGCGUUGGGCAGGAAGUGCUCAAAUGCAUUCAAACAUUUUUGCUGGCACGUAUGCGAGUCCUGCAACCUGCUCUGACAACUGAGGAUCAAGCAAAUACCAAUCACGCCGACGCGAACGACGUAGAGUCAGCGACUUUGCAGCAAAAACAGCACAUGCAGCAAGCACGCGACGAGGAGAGCCAGGACAGCUUUGCAGAGCUUUUCGAAGCCGACGACGAUUUUGACUUUGAGGAUCCUCUCCUUGCGCGUCUGUUGGAUGGAGCUGAUGGAAGCACGGCAUGCGACGCGAGAGGGACGCGGCUUGAAACGCAAGCCAGUGAAGCUGUCUCUGCUGCUGCUGCCGCUGCUGCACUCGAGAAAAAAAGGUGGGAUCGAGAGUUUGGCGAGCUGAUCAAAAGCACUAUCUCGCCUUCGCUCUUCCAGCUUUUGUCGAAUAUCUAUCAUCCGGAUCGGAGAAUGGAAGCUGCCGUCACGGGCUCGGUCGAUAUGAGCCUUGGAGUCACUCAGCGUCUCGACGAGCUACCGGAAGGCGGCAACGGUGCGAACGGGGGAUCGCGUAGUCGAAUGGAUCGACUGCUCAAAACCGCGCAAGCACGGCAGUUUCUGGAACUGGUGGUUGAUUGCUGGGCUGGGUGUGCUCAGGUGCUGGUGACAAACGGGCUCAGAGAGUGGAGCUCGUAUCUUGGAUUCGGAAACGAGUCAUGGAAACGAAUCGACGACGCUAGCGGGCGAAGAGACGUUGGGCUCAGGUUUUUGCAGAAUGUUCUCACUCUCGACGCAGCAGCGGUGCAGCGGCGAGAGUACGAGGUGGAAUUUUUGGCAGUGUGGAUUCAGACGGCGGUGGCUCGCGUGUUGUCGGUACAAGAUGUGUACACACGAUCGUUGAUGGAGGUGGCGAAGAAGGUGAAGCGUGUGCCGAAUACGUUGCUGCCUUUGUUGGCGGUGGAGUGGAGGAGCAUCAUCAGCGGCUCGUCAGCCACUGGAGAAAGGCAAGAUGCGCCAGUAGGCGAGGAUGCACAGGCGGAACUGCACAGCCUAGACCUCGACUCAUUCACACAGCACCGCCAGGCGCUGCUCAGAGCCAUGUACACUGUCCUCGGCUCGACACUCGCCAACAAGACGACUAGCAUAGGAACAGCCUACUCGAUCCUCUCUGCCUUGCUCUCGGCGAUCCGCGCUUAUGUUGACGAUACACACCUGGACAGCAGCAGCAGCAGCAGCGGCACGAGCUCCAGCUCGAGUCCGCUAGCGUACCUCUCGUUCUGCAGGUCAACGCUCGACGAUCUACACGCAGCGCUCGCUGCGUCAGGCGUGAUCAGCUUGCUGCACGCCGAGUAUGCCGCGGCCAUCGCGCGGCUCAGUGCCAAGCUGGACAACUCGCCCAACAUCGAGAGUGAGGCGUGA
This is a messenger RNA of Mycosarcoma maydis (corn smut), 6663 nucleotides long. RefSeq lists its product as uncharacterized. The record is from RefSeq and is a predicted model, not a curated record. Bases 1 to 6663 code for a protein of 2220 amino acids. Gene Ontology annotation, biological process: replication fork processing; double-strand break repair via homologous recombination. Gene Ontology annotation, cellular component: nucleus; Cul8-RING ubiquitin ligase complex. NCBI's taxonomy places the organism in Eukaryota, Fungi, Basidiomycota, Ustilaginomycetes, Ustilaginales. The transcript has a single exon.